ACACGGCAACUUUCGAACAGGAAACCUAUUAGACGCUUCGCCUGUCGCUUUCUCUUUAUCCACGGCCACCGUCAUGUUAUUGCAGGAGCUUGAUUGACAGGUCUGAGCCCCUGCGGUUGCAGCAUGGACGCUGAAGAUGCCCACUUCGGGCAGGGCGUGUUUGGGGCUCAGUGCUCUAACCCAGCCAUGAGCAUCAUCGGCGCUGAGGAUGAGGAUUUCGAGAAUGAUCUGAAUGAUGUGCCGGAUGAGCAGAGCCCAUACUUCAAUAACAUAGACCUGCUGAAGGAUCACCCGACCCACCUGCUGGUGUUCCUGCAACAUGUCAUCCUACAGUUUGACCCAGCCCCCCUGCUGUGUUACCUCCAUGCUGACCUCUUUAAGAACCUCAGUGCCAAAGAGACCAAGAAGCAAUUUGUGGAGUUCUUCAACACUUUCCUGGACAAGGGUGCAAUCCUCAGAGUGGCACUACCAUCUAAUGUAGCCUAUGAAUUGGACCGAACCCGUCCAGAUCUGCUCCAUGAGGACACCCAAAAGCGUUAUGCUCAGGAGGUUCAGAGCAUGCAGGCUGCUGAAGUGGCCAAACAGCUGGAAGAUUUCAGGCAAAAGAGGAUGAUGGGCAUGACGCCCAACGAGGCGGAACUCAUCGACGUGGAGAGCCACUAUCCCACUGACCGCAUCCCGAUGGAGAUGAAGGAGAAGUCUGUAGCUGAAAACCUGCUGGACAAGAUGUCUGAGACACAACCUUCAAUUGUCUCGGACGAGGAAAAAUGCCAAUCCAUCUUUUCAGCGGUGGCCUUCUUUAUGAAGCACCUUGGGGUUAAAACCAGGGCAGUUGACAGUAAGAAGUCCAGAGGAGGCUUCUUCAGGAGACAGCUGGUAAAGAAUAAGAAGGAUGAAUCCACAAAGGGCAAGCCCAGAGGGGUGUUCCCCGGCAUCCCCAGCUGGAUUGGAGGCACCACUGACGUCAAACCUAAAACGGAGGCUGAAGCUGAAAAGGAGAAAGUGAAUCCAGAGCGUAAGGGUCCAGCGCCUGGCAGAUGCUCCUUGACCGACUCUGCAGCUCCUUCCAUCCCCAGCAGGAAGCCUGGCUCCACUGGAAGCCCCGCCUCCCUGUCUGGGUUAGAGAUCAGUGAUGGGUCGGGCAACAACAUCAGCACCACCAACAGCCCCGAGUCUUCGCACAUUGAUGGCGUCUCAAGCAAUCGCUUAGAGCCUCCGACCCUGUCAGACGGGGGUGACAUCUCCCCCGUCGGGUUGGGAGGAGGGCUGACCAUCGGCGAGCCCCUCUCACCCAUGGACACUCCCACAGAGGAAAAUGUGGAGAAAGGUGACAGACGGAAGACAAGUAGGAAAGUGGGGCGUAGCGAGAGUGCCCGCGUGGACCGGCACUCCUCUCGCCGCCGUGGCUCUUCCCGGGCCAAACAGUCUCGCUCCCGUAGUGAUGUGGACCUGCAGCCGCCUUCUUCCACGACAACAUCACCUGCCCCGCUCACCCCCCAGCACCUCCAUCCCUCCGACGGACCGGUUACAUUCCCUGAAGGGCCCGGCCACUCCCCCACCAGCCCCUCCCCACAGCUGGACGAGGUGGAUCCACGCCUCCUGGAGUUUGAGCAGGACCCGCCCAACUGGAGGGAGCUGGCUCCCCCUGAGGCCCUGUCUAGUCUCAGCAAGAAGGAGACCAAGAGGCAGGAGGUCAUCAAUGAGUUGUUUGCGACGGAGCACGCCCAUGUGCGGAUGCUAAGUGUCCUUCAGAUGGUCUUCUCAAAGCCCCUGGAGAGAGAGGAGCUCCUGACCUCCCCUGAGGUGGCCGCCAUCUUCCCCAACCUGGAUGAGAUCAUUGAGAUGCACUAUAACUUCUACGAGAACUUGAAGAAACUGCGUCUGGAUGACAACUUCAUAGUCAAAUCUAUCAGCACCACAGUGCUCAACAGAUUUGAAGGUACAGAGGGAGAGUGGUUCCAGAAAUUGACAGCCCGGUUCUGCAGUCAUCAGUCGUGGGCCUUGGACCAGAUCAAGAGCAGGCAGAAGAAAGAGCCACGCUUCAACUCUUUCAUACAGGAGGCAGAGAGUAAGCCCCAGUGCCGCAGGCUGCAGCUCAAGGACAUCAUUCCCAUAGAGAUGCAGAGACUGACCAAAUACCCGCUGCUGCUGGAAAAUAUUGCCAAGAGCACAGAGGACCCGACAGAGAAGGAGAGGAUCCAGCAGAGCGCAGAGUGCUGUAGAAAGAUCCUCAACCAUGUCAAUGAGGAGGUCAAAGUGAUGGAGAACCUAUUGACUCUGAAGGACUACCAGCGAAGACUGGACACAUCAGGGCUCAAACCCAGUAAUGAGCUUUAUACUGAAUAUAAGAACAUCGACCUGACGCAUAAGAAGAUGCUUUAUGAAGGCCCUGUGACCUGGAGAGUCACAAAGGAGAAGGCAAUUGAGGUGCAGUGUGUGUUGCUCGGGGACCUGCUGGUGCUCUUACAGAGGCAGGACGACAAGAUGGUUCUCAAAUGUCAGAGCAAGAGUAACAUCGCCAUGCAGGAGGGCAAGCAGAUGCUGAGCCCCAUCAUCAAGCUGGACUCAGUCUUCCUACGUGAGGUGGCCACAGAUCGGAAGGCUUUCUAUGUGAUAUUUACCUGGGACAGCGGCGCUCAGAUCUAUGAACUGGUGGCUCAAUCUGUUGGAGAGAGGAAAAUCUGGACUGAUGUGAUUAAGUCAGCAGUGGAUGAUCUGAAGAAGAGUGGAGCACCCAUGAGGUUGGCACUGCCUCCUGGAAGUGGAGGAGCUCCCUUCAGUCCCACGCUGAAUGCCCCUUUGAGCCCGACUGAGAAUGGGGGUUUGAAAAGCAGCAGUGAUCGAGAUAAAGACAGCUUGACGGAUGACAAGUCUUCAGACCCCAGGCACAGACUGAUUGAUUUCCUGUCAGACAAAGGCUUCGACUUGAUAGGCCACUCCAACAGUGAUCAGGAGAAGGUGGCCAACAGUGCUUUGGAUGAAGUCAUGUCACUGAAAAGGCUGCUGGUCGGCAGCAUCAGUCUAUCAGAAGACUCUCAGCCUGACGAAGAAAACGGAGAGGACCAAUCCGAGAGGCCCGGUCAAGAAUCAGAUAGCUGUCAGUCAACAGAAGAAAGCCAGACAACAGACAGGGGAGCGGAGGAGGAGAACGAUAACUCUUGUGAAAAAGAAGGCGCGGGGACGAAGGCAGAGGAGGAGAGGAGCAUCAGUGCACCGCUGGUGUUGUCCCAGGAGAGGAUGGAGGAAGUGUGCAGGAGGCUCCACAGUCUGGAGGAACAACUAAAGAGACUACAGACUGUAGAAGAGGAGCACCACAGGCUGCAGGAGGCCCUUUCCAAGUUCUCACUGGAGGGGGGUCACUUCCAGUAAGACACCAUCACGCCACCUGCUGGCCACUAGAUUUCUACUGGUGCUGGUUUGGAGUGCGAGAGUGACUUUCAGAGGCUUCCCUGGAAAUUCCUAAACCCUCACAAGUCAUGCCUGGACCCUUUGCUGCAUUAGGGGGCUUUAUGCACAGUGCAGUGGUUCAGUGACGAACAUGGGAGGUGUGUGCAUGUGUAUGUGUGUCUGUUUGUGUGCAUGCUUGGUAGAGAGGUAUACAAAGACAAAAAAAACAAACAAAAAAAAACGGGACAUCCUACUUUUGAGUGGGAGGUUGUUUUUUGCAGAGAGGUGCCAAAAAAAAAAGAAGAAGCAAUAUUUUGCUGUGAGAGAGAUGCUGCCUAACAAAAUGUAGUGAUUGCAAUCUGCUGUAACACACAUACGCACACCGGAGACAUGCACGCUAGAGAAUGAUUUACAUUAUUGCCAAUAGCAGACGUGCAGUAAAGGAGAAAUCCUAUGUUUGCCCGCCAGGUUCGCUCUAACCAGGUGGAAGCCUUAAGGGGCCAAUGUAGCGUUUGAAGAUGUAUGGAAAUACUACUGCUGAUAUAUAGUGUUAUUUCUAGUCUAUGCCAAAGCACCACGGAGAUGCACUUUUUUCUGAUCAAACCAAGUUGAACCCACACUGUUUAUGCGAAAUUUAUUUACUCUCUAUGUAGUGCCGUUUUUGAACAGUUGGGCUUCACGUGGGCAGCACUCAUUAUUGAAAAGAUUGCAUGCGUGAAAGUGUGUGUAUGUGUGUUACAAAGUUUUUUAAUUAAGGAUGUGCUUAUUUUGAGGGUUCUUACUGUCAUUAGGUCACAUAGAAACAUUUAUAAAUAGUAGCACUAUAGGUAAUCAUGCUGUUAAUAAUGGAGUCUUUUUUUUUUUCUUUUUUUUUUUUUUGUAUUUA
Messenger RNA from Epinephelus fuscoguttatus (brown-marbled grouper), 4273 nucleotides. It is a transcript of the gene arhgef1, whose product is annotated as Rho guanine nucleotide exchange factor (GEF) 1b. Gene Ontology annotation, biological process: G protein-coupled receptor signaling pathway; intracellular signal transduction. Gene Ontology annotation, cellular component: cytoplasm. The record is from RefSeq and is a predicted model, not a curated record. NCBI's taxonomy places the organism in Eukaryota, Metazoa, Chordata, Actinopteri, Perciformes, Serranidae. Bases 124 to 3369 code for a protein of 1081 amino acids. Gene Ontology annotation, molecular function: G protein-coupled receptor binding; guanyl-nucleotide exchange factor activity. The transcript is spliced from 33 exons.